This is a messenger RNA of Letharia lupina, 4272 nucleotides long. RefSeq lists its product as uncharacterized. The transcript is spliced from 2 exons. The record is from RefSeq and is a predicted model, not a curated record. Lineage: Eukaryota; Fungi; Ascomycota; Lecanoromycetes; Lecanorales; Parmeliaceae. Bases 1 to 4272 code for a protein of 1423 amino acids.
AUGUCUUCCCAAAUCAAGAACACGGCCCAGAAGAUCUUGACAGAGAUAUUAAAAUACCACACCGUCAUCCCACCUGCGACCAAUCCUCGCCUCCCGCAAGAGUCUGGGCUCAACAUUCCGCAGGGCAUCCCUGCCCUAUUCGCAUACUCUCAGCUUCAUGGCAAUGACCAUAGUCCAGACAAGACCGUGGUGAAGGCAUUCCUUCUGCACCAAGCUGGAAACCUACUCAGCCUCCGUCUGGUGGUUAUGGCCUGCGGCCUCAUCUACCUUUCGCGUCCAAUCAUCGGUCCCGUGUUGUCGUCUGUAUGGGAUGAGUUAGGUCACGAUAGGCAUGAGUUGCUCAACGGAGACCCGUUACCCAACAACGAAACCAUGACCAAGGCUAAGCUCGAGCUCGAGCCUAAGUCCGCAACCAAGGACGAGUCGAAACCCAAACCCGAUCUCAACACCUAUCCUGAGCCAGAGUCAAGGACGGUCUCUAUAACGAUCGCAGAACUGAAGGAGCUGAACGAUCUCGCAGAUGCAACUCAAGCCCGCCUCGAUGCGGCCCAGAGGCUGCAAGAGGACAUGUUGACAGCAAACUGCGACUUGAAUGAUGACGUUGAGAGGUUGGAGGACGAAAUCGAGAGGGUGAAGAAGCAGGCACAGGACGACGCCGCCCAUUCCGAUGCUCGCAUCCGAGCAUUGAGUGAUCAAAUCGACAUCGACAAAGAUGCUAAAGACACUGUCUGGAAGGAGAGGGAGAAUUUCCGUUUGGGCGGAAAGGAACUCAAGAAGCGGUUGGAAGACCUCCAGGCGGAAUUCAACAUACUGGAAGAUGACCGCGACGAGUGCCAAGACGAACGAGAGAAGUUGGCGGCUGAAAUCGCAAAGGCCCUGUCAGAUGCUGCCGCUACUGGGCAAGCACAAGACAAGCGCAUCGAGGACCUGGAGUCUCAAAAGGACAAAGAGGUCGCCGAUGCAACAACUGCUCUCACUGCGCUCAAGACGCAGAUGGAGGAUCUCAAAAAGGCCUACGAAAUCCUCAGUAUCGACUCCGAAGCUCAGAAGUCUGCAGCGGUAGACGAUGAAGAAGUCAUGAAGGAAUACCAGGAUAUUUGUGAGGAUCUUGAACAAGAGGUCACCCAACAAAAGAAGGAUCUUCAAGUAGCCGAAGACGAAAAGGCUAGCCUUCGAGCAGAGAUUGCUGCUCUCAAGGAGCGACUGGAGGCCCAGGACAAGGAGAAGUCUGGUGCUAAGGACGGCGGUCGUCAAGAUGAGGAUGAAGACGACGCCUCCAACGACGAUGGAGGGAAGGAUCAAGGCAGAGAUGACGACGACGAUGCUGCAGAUGAUGAUGCAGAUGACGGUCGCAAUGGCGGCGGGGAGAAAGUGGCUGACGGUGUAGAUGACAACGGCGCCCAAGGAAAUGAUGGGGCGACAGACACACCACCCUCGUCUGAGGGCCCAUCGACAGCUCAAAGCUAUGGAGGUCCGUCUGGGCCACCAAAACCACGAUCAUUGACAUCUUCCUGUGCACCACCAGCUAUGGAGCCUUCACCAUCCACAGCUUCUUCGCCACCUGCAGAGUCAACCCCGCUUGCAAAGUCAUCACCACCGAAAGACUCGUCGACUCGUACAGUCACUACCGUCUUGAAUGCGGUGGCUCCUGAGUUCAAGCCUUCGACAGGUCCGAAGUCGGCCGUACCUCGUAUGCUCCCUACGCAUCAAGCGUACUUCGCGUCUUUGGUGGGAAUAGUGCCUCCAACCCCUGGAUCAUCUGCUGCCGUUCUAGCGGAUUCACCGAUUGAAUCGGCUCAGGAGCCAGGCGGACCAGUUCUCACCUACUCGCCUGCUCCCAAGGCAGCGGGGCCAGGCGGAGCGAAAAACGCCCACAUACGGAAGUUGAACGAAGACGUAAUGAAGAAGGCAUGGAGAAGACAGAGCGGGAUGCCGGAUACAGACGAAGAGAUUAUCCUGGCUCCCGAGGACGAACGUGAGAUUGAGGGUAUGUUUCAACGCCAAAUUAUCCAAGCUUACACUCAGAUCGUCGCCCUCCCUGCGUUCCCUCCUUCCUACAGUGACAUUAUUAAUGCGCCGGAAAUGACUUCAGUGCAUCGAACCACAUCGGCUCCCGCAGCUAGAAAUCUUGCCCAAGAGAGAGAUGAGAAGGAAGAUGAGGAGGCUCAUGCUUCUGGAGAAGAGCAGCGUAAGGAACACUCACGAAAUUCAGAAAUCAGGGGACAGCUAAUGGCGCUUGCAGUAGCAGAUAACUACCCUGAGAACUGCCCCGACAACGCAGACGCGGAUUCGGAGCACGAAGAAAUCCAUUCUUCUAGCUCGGGACCUGCUUCAGAGCUGCAUCGUCAACGAGCAACGACCUCUCGGUAUCCAGCAGAGGAGAAGCCCACGGGCACUAGAUCGGGCUCGGCCCCAGCAUCGAGAUUCUCCAGUCAAAACACAAGGAGUUCAGAAGUCGCUGACGAGGAGGAUGCGGAGCCCUCACCGUCCAUAGGAGAGCAACAAGCGAACUCGGCUGGUGGAUCAGCAACGGCCCCCGAUGUUCCGUCGGAAGAGGAUGUACCACAGUCAGUGACUCCUCACGGACGAGCGGCAGCUCGUGAGCAUUCGGGCCCUAGCAGCUCCAAAGAGUCAGAAGCUGAGGAAGACGACGAAAACGAUGGAGACUGGUCCGAUGUAGAGGACGAUGACCAUGGAAAAGAAGAAAAAGAAGAAGAAGAUGACGGUGCGCCCAUGCUUGGCAACUACAAAGUGACUCGCGGUCCUAAGCCAACCGAGGAUAACUCGAAGAAGCCUAUGCUGGGUAGCUACAAUGGUACCCGCGGUGAGGGGCCAAGCAGCAGUGAAUCUGGGACGCCAAAAGCCGUGGAAGAGUCCGGAGCCAACGGAGGCUGGAUUGAUGUUGAAGAAGAAGAAGAUGAAGAAGAUGAGGAGGACGGAGAGGAUCAAAAGGAGGACCAGAAUGAGGAGGAUGAGAGUGAGAAGGAUGGAAAAGACGAAGAAGACGAAAAAGACGACCAAGAGGGUGUCAACGCUCCCCUACCAAUACCCCAAUCUCAGCCUCCCACCCGAGAACUACCUCUAUCGGUGGCAGGUGCCAUCGAUGCAUCAUCGCCAGCCGCCCGGGGAUAUAGGGGUGACAGACCAAAUCCUGAAGCUACACGUGAUGAACAGCCCGCGAACCGACCUCCAUCGAGCAUUUUCCCGAGCAUUGAAAACGCAACGAAGACGCACGAUGAAGCCGUCGGCGAUGCGUUCGCAGACUGUUUCCGCGAGCACGGCACUAAGAAAUUGGAGGACUCGAUGUGGGCGGAUAAGAAGCCUGACGCAAAAGCAAAGGCCAUUCCUCAACGAGCAUCAUCAACGCCUGCUGAGGGUGUAGCAUCGUCACGGACACCAAAUCGGUUGGGUGAUGGGGGAGUGACUCGAGCCCCACCCCGGGGUCCGCCAAACUUCAGCCAUCUGCCAAAGCCUCAGCCUCCUCCCGGUGCUCCUACUGGGCCACAAGGCCACGCAUCACGGCGUCCCGGCCCUGAGCGGUCAGAUAGCGGAAUCCAGACUUCGGUCGGAUUGGAUGAUCCGGACACCACGCCGAGGGUGCGAUUGCCAGUUUCACCGUCCUGUGGAUCCGACAACCUGCCUCCUCAGCCAAUGGCGAGUCAGGCACAGUCUUCACCGGUGAACGUUGCAACACGCACAUGUACCCAGGGAGAGCUAGACGAUGGUACUCAAGCUGCACGAGCUUUGCUGCCGCCGUCGAAGCCAAUAUACCGAGGGUCCCCACUACGAAACGUGAUAGGGGCAGCGCCGUCAGAGAAGAACAAUGGCGGCGUGCAGCCUGCGACUGUAGCGUCGCCAGCAGGAACACCGGCUGGAAGUGCCAGCUGGUCUCCUCGUGGUCACGGAAGAGGCGGUCGUGGUGGACUUGGCGCGCGAGGAGCCCACACUCCACAAAAGCGAAACCCAACACACGGCCCAACUGCAAAUACGUCAAAAGCAACGCCCACAGAUCCAGACGCUCAGGAUGACUUCAAGAUCCUCGGCGCUAGCAGGAGAGGCGGGCAAGAUGGACGAGGAGCAGCUGGGAACGGGAACCGGAGCAGCUUUGGCUUCGGUGUGAGAGGUCGCGGUGGUGGUCCAGCAACACCCACACCACAGCCGGGGCCGGCACGUGGCUCGAGAUCUGCAAACACUGCGAGCAGCUCAUUUCAGCGAUGGCAGGACCGUAUGGCGGAGGCCGCCGGGGCAGAGGCGGAGACGAAGCAGAGAUGA